AAGCCCUUUUUUUUUCAUUAACGUGUUCGUAAGGUAUUACGCAAGAGGAGAUGCUGAAAAUGCAAUGCGGUACAUCAACGGGACCAGGCUUGACGAUAGGAUCAUAAGGACGGACUGGGAUGCAGGAUUUAAGGAGGGCAGACAGUACGGUCGUGGAAGGUCAGGGGGCCAGGUCCGAGAUGAGUAUCGGCAAGACUACGAUGCUGGAAGAGGUGGCUAUGGCAAAACUGUUCAAUGCCAGUGA
Leptosomus discolor (cuckoo roller) is the source of this 244-nucleotide messenger RNA. The record is from RefSeq and is a predicted model, not a curated record. Lineage: Eukaryota; Metazoa; Chordata; Aves; Leptosomiformes; Leptosomidae.